Molecule: messenger RNA, 1598 nt
Organism: Populus euphratica (Euphrates poplar)
Lineage: Eukaryota; Viridiplantae; Streptophyta; Magnoliopsida; Malpighiales; Salicaceae
Product: putative F-box protein PP2-B12
Exons: 4
Coding region: 649-1218 (189 amino acids)
Molecular function (GO): carbohydrate binding
Source: RefSeq, a predicted model, not a curated record
AUUUAGAGAAUAAUUCAAGUUUCCUUCUCUGUUUAUAAAUUGUAUUUCUAGAUCUUUACACUUCUGUUUAAUUGUGCAUGAAGUGUGUUAUGUUAGGUUCUAUGUAUAGGAAGAGGAGCGACUAAAGUACACAGUGGGGGUGAAAAUUGUAAGACUUAAGGACAGGAUCCAAAGACCAUCUUCAGAUUAGCUGUGGAAAACUCUAAUUUUCUUACUGCAAGUAAUUCAGAAUCACGAGUUUCACAAGAAACAACUUUAAAUGGCGUGUGAUUUAGGAAAGGAUUUUGUUCCCUCACCUUUAACUAUGCCAUUGUACUGUGUCCUAACUUUACACUGUAAUCCUAUCCAUACAUGUUCAUAUCUUGCACAGCACUACUGAAUCAAGAAAUUACUUUCCUUGUUCCAUUUGUAUUCGUCCUCGUACAUAUUCCGAUUUCUUGAAGCAAUUCUUCAACUUUCUUAGUUGCAAAUUCUAGGCUAAACCAUUAUUUGUCAGACUAAUAAAUCCUUGACUUGUUCAAAAGAAGCUUAAUUAAUGAAUGGAAGCUAGAUAACAAAAGGGUAGGCAGAAAAGCAAAAGGGAAAAAGAAGCUGAGAGAGCUGAGACUCAAGUAAAGUUUUGCAGUGCGUAGAACUUUGAACUACGAUAUGGAUUACGACCAAAGAUCAGAGGCUCUCUCUGGCCCUCACUGGAAGGGUGAUGGCUAUUCAAUAUCGUCAGAUAAAGCAUGUCCUGCAACAUGCAGAGUGCCAGCCAAGGCUCUAAAUAUUAUAUGGGGCAAUGAUCCCCGGUUUUGGCAAUGGAUCAAACUUUCAGAAUUGGAAACAAGGUCAGUUGGUUUCGACGAAGGUGCAAGGCUCCUUCAAGUUAACUGGAUUGAGGUCACUGGGAAAUUACCCACAGCUAUGUUCAAUGUUGCUUCAACUACAAAAUACGAAGUAUAUUAUGUCAUGAAAUUUCAGGUUGAUGCAUUUGGUUGGCAUUCUGUUCCAAUCAAGUUCAAGGUAAGACUCAAUGGACAAGAGACGGUGAAAAACUUUGUACUCGAGUCUUACAAGGAGAAACAUGAUGUGUGGCAUGAGAUCUGCGGUGGCGAAUUUACAGUUUCAAAGAAUGCAGCUGGAGUUGUAGAAUUUGGUAUGUUUGAAGUUAAAAGUGAGUGGUGGAAGGGUAGCGUGGUUCUUGCAGGUAUCAAGAUUAGGCCAAAAGAAGGUUAAAAGGUGGGGAAUGUUUUUUUUUUUUUUUGUAAGAGUUCUAAAUCUGGAAAUUUAGGCUAAUUUUAUGUUUUUCUUUUAUUUUCUUUUUGAUGAGCUGUGUUGUUUGACAACAAACAAUAAAAUAAAAAUGACUCUUAUCGGUAUCAAGUCCUGUGAUAAGGGUUUGGCAGGCAGAACAAGCUCCAUAUUGCAUAAAAGUAAUCCAGGAUUCUCUUUUUAUAUUCUCAAAAGUCCGGAAACCAAUUUGCAUUCAGGGAAUAUAACUUUAAUGGAUGCUUUGUCACAGAAUAAGUACUUUUUCUUUUAUAUUGUAUGCAAUAUGUAACUUUUUACUUUCUUUGAUUGAUGAAUGUUGAUGAAAACAACCUCUGCAUCAUCAA